UGCUGUGCUGGGAGUCUAUCUGAUGUGAUGGACGGGAUGGUCUUUGCUAAUGUCUUAUUGGGUGUCCUGCUCAUAGCAGCUCUUCAUGGAGUUAACCCCGUGCAGACCAGAACCCUGCUGCCCUCCGAAAACAAUAUUCUCCACUUCAGAGCCGGUGCAGAUAUCCAGAGUGAGAUUCUGGCCCUGUUGUUGCGGCAACGUUUGCAGCCAGUCAGCAGAAAAAUGCCUCUAGACAUUGAAAUUUUGGGCAAGGAGGAGGACCUGGAAAAGCUGCAAAGGCAGAUCAUGCCCAGUACAGACGAGAAAGAACACAGGAAACGAGAAGAAGCCUGCUUCUGGAAAUACUGUGUGUGAUGUGGAGAAUGUGGAGAAUCAGACCCUAUUACACAACUCUCCACUACAGAAAAGACCUGAAACAAACCUGGAUAACAAACCUGCAGACCUCUGUAUACCUGAAAUGUUGAUAAAAAGUAAUGAAUUGUCACUACGCUCAGAAUUUUUUGUGAAGACAAAAGCUAAAUUAGUUUUAAAGAAAGGUUCGAUAUCACAUACAGUACACAUGCAUAGUUCGGAUGGUACUGUAAGUGUUAAUACACUACGAUAUUGUUCAGGAGUCAUUCAGGCAUGAAUAGGCUUGACAUACUCACAGUGUUCAAUGUGAUAUGGUAAAUAAACACGAUAAUCUGAACAUUGUUAAAAUGCCACCCUCUGCUGUUGGUAAAGAUGAACUGCAACCAGUACUUACAUGAAAACAGACCCUCAUGGAAUGUAAACUAAAGUGUCAUUCUCAGUGACGGUGUGAAACCUUCCCAUGUGUAUUAUAAUACAAUGCAACACAAAU
Messenger RNA from Engraulis encrasicolus (European anchovy), 841 nucleotides. It is a transcript of the gene uts2d, whose product is annotated as urotensin 2 domain containing. Gene Ontology annotation, cellular component: extracellular region. Gene Ontology annotation, molecular function: hormone activity. The coding region runs from base 28 to 354 and encodes 108 amino acids. NCBI's taxonomy places the organism in Eukaryota, Metazoa, Chordata, Actinopteri, Clupeiformes, Engraulidae. The record is from RefSeq and is a predicted model, not a curated record. The transcript has 5 exons. Gene Ontology annotation, biological process: regulation of blood pressure; blood vessel diameter maintenance.